This is a messenger RNA of Penicillium atrosanguineum, 1290 nucleotides long. RefSeq names its product 3-keto-steroid reductase. Gene Ontology annotation, biological process: ergosterol biosynthetic process. The coding region runs from base 1 to 1290 and encodes 429 amino acids. Gene Ontology annotation, cellular component: mitochondrial outer membrane; lipid droplet; endoplasmic reticulum membrane. The record is from RefSeq and is a predicted model, not a curated record. Gene Ontology annotation, molecular function: 3-beta-hydroxysteroid 3-dehydrogenase (NADP+) activity. The transcript is spliced from 2 exons. NCBI's taxonomy places the organism in Eukaryota, Fungi, Ascomycota, Eurotiomycetes, Eurotiales, Aspergillaceae.
AUGGGUGAAAACGACCAGCAGAACCUUUAUGUCCUAGUGACCGGUGCCAACAGCGGCCUGGGCUUCUCAAUAUGCUGCCGACUCGCCGACGAAUUUCUCUCCACGCACCCCGAACCGCAAUCGCUAAACGUCCUUUUCACGACCCGGAGCUCGCGCAAAGCCCAAGAUACCCAACAACGCCUAGAACAACACGUUCAAUCCUCCUCCGUUCGCUCGGCCGCCACGCGAGUGAAAUUCAUCCCCGAGAGCGUCGAUCUAGGAGACCUCCUCUCCGUACGCGCACUCUCUCGCCAACUCCUACAGAAAUACCCCAAACUUGACGCCAUCGUCCUAAAUGCCGGACUCGGCGGAUGGUCGGGAAUUGACUGGCCAGGCGCUAUCUGGGGUGUAUGCACCGAUCUCGUGCAGCAGGUGUCAUGGCCAACAUACAAAGUCGCACCCGUGGGCGUCUUGACAGACAGACAAACAGAGGAAAAGAAAGAACCACCGCUAGGAUCUGUGUUCUGCGCCAAUGUAUUUGGUCACUACAUGCUGGCGCAUAAUGUUGUGCCUCUGUUGAAGCGAGCGCGUACCAAUGGACCCGGACGAGUGAUUUGGGUCUCGAGUAUCGAGGCUACAAUCAAACUGUUCGACGUCAAUGACAUCCAGGGUCUUCGGACUAGAACGCCCUAUGAGUCUUCUAAGGCUCUUACGGAUAUCUUGGCCUUGACGUCAAAUUUGCCCAGCGCGGCUCCGUGGGCCGUUGAUAGCUUUAUGCGCGAUGAUACUGAGGAUCGGGCUGCUUCUUCUGAUACGCCUACUAUGUUCCUGUCACACCCUGGGAUCUGUGCUACUACUAUCAUUCCCCUUGCUCUUCCCCUUAUCUGGGCUAUGGUGCUCGCGUUUUGGGCUGCGCGUAUGCUGGGUUCCCCGUGGCAUACUAUGUCUACUUAUAUCGGGGCCUCUUCUCCGGUUUUCCUGGCUUUGGCAUCGAAGGCUGCGCUAGACGCUGCCGAGCGGCCUUAUCACCAGGCGGGCGGUGGGCGAGCGAAAUGGGGUUCCUCUGCUGAUCGACUCGGCGUUGGAAGUGUCAUUUGCACUGAGACAGAGGGCUGGGGCUAUGGUGGUGUUGUUGGAACUCCUGUUCUCGAGGCUGAUCGAAACCGAUGUCGGAAGCGUGGUGCAGUGGAUCUCACCAAAGAAGAUAAGGAGAGGUUUGAGGAGCUUGGCCGCCAGUCCUGGAAGCAGAUGGAGGAGUUGCGGAUCAAGUGGGAUGCGAUCCUGGACCGGGCUGAGAAGACUGCGGCUUGA